CUCUCUUCGUCCUUUGUGUUGCCAAUUUUGAAUCAAGCAAACAAAUUGAUCCAUGUCAGCACGUGAGUAGAAGCAAUCAAGGCAGCAAGCAGGUGAGUAAGCGAGUGUUCAAAACAAAAGCCGACUCUUCUCUUGUGCGAAGGGACCGUUCUCUCAUCCUGCUCUUGUUGCCAGUUUGGUUCGCGGCACUACUUUCCCCAGUGUCGAUUCGUUGUCGAUGUUAUUGUUGUAGAAAGGUCAGGUGUGAUGCAAUAGACGGCUUUUUGGGCGUGACUAUCUCGUUGUUGUCGUACCGAUACGCAUGCCUGAGGAGAAGAAACGUCCAGAAAAUAUACACCGUCUACGAUCCAUCAAACCUGGCAUAUCUCACCGCCCAAACGCAUCGGAUCCAAAAGCUGCAGGACGCCUCCCCCUUCCGUAUAUCCAGCAAACACAUACCAUGGGCGCAGGGCACUCGACGCCCCCACCACUCGUCCAAGUCUCCGCUCCAAGAGGAAAAGUCUUCGUCCCACCAGGUGUGUAUGCCCUCCUCCGUGAUCUUCCCUUCCAUUCUCUUUGCUCAAGUAACAGCGCUGAUGAAGACUAGGAACCGCGUUCACAGUCCAUCCCCCUUCCUACUCACGCUCACGCAGCGAUCCAUACACGCAACGGGGCCCGGUAUACGUCCCUUCUCCAACAGGUGGCAGCCCUCGGUAUCCUCCAUACGGACACACAGGCCGCCGACCGCGUCCACGGCGCCCACGACGACCAAGGGCGGAUUUAAGUGUUGAUCUUGAAAUUGAAGAGGAGAGUGGAGAGGG
Messenger RNA from Cucurbitaria berberidis CBS 394.84, 800 nucleotides. RefSeq lists its product as uncharacterized. Bases 302 to 586 code for a protein of 94 amino acids. The transcript has a single exon. The record is from RefSeq and is a predicted model, not a curated record. NCBI's taxonomy places the organism in Eukaryota, Fungi, Ascomycota, Dothideomycetes, Pleosporales, Cucurbitariaceae.